Labrus mixtus (cuckoo wrasse) is the source of this 1195-nucleotide messenger RNA. It is a transcript of the gene sri, whose product is annotated as sorcin. Bases 280 to 819 code for a protein of 179 amino acids. Lineage: Eukaryota; Metazoa; Chordata; Actinopteri; Labriformes; Labridae. The record is from RefSeq and is a predicted model, not a curated record. Gene Ontology annotation, molecular function: calcium ion binding. The transcript has 8 exons.
GAAUCCAGCAGCGUAGCUCGCGGUGAGGAAACAGGACAUUUAACAACCGUCCAAAGGUUUCACAUCUUCUUGCCUGUUCCUCCUCGUUUCAGCUCGGGUUACACUCACAUCUAGACUCGCCUCUUUUCCUCCAGACUCGUUUAUAUAACUUUAUAAUCUCACUUUACAUCGUCUCUCUGCGUUUUUCUAAAUCCGCGGACACACCCUCUGGAUUUCAGGAGCCACAACGACGACUUGAAUUCUUCCGUUUUGUUGAUUAAUCCUUUAAAAGACUGAAACAUGGCAUAUCCAGGAUACGGUGCUCCCGCCGGAGGGCAGGAUCCUCUCUACGGAUAUUUUACAGCAGUAGCUGGACAGGAUGGACAGAUCUCUGCAGACGAGCUUCAGCAGUGCCUCACGCAGUCUGGCAUCGCUGGAUCAUACAAACCCUUCAGCCUGGAGACCUGCAGACUGAUGAUCAGCAUGUUGGAUCGGGACAUGUCGGGCACCAUGGGCUUUCAUGAGUUCAAGGAACUGUCCAACGUUCUGAACGGCUGGAAGGCGACCUUCAUGUCCUACGACCGUGACCGCAGUGGGACGGUGGAGGGUCCUGAGCUGCAGCAUGCCCUCACCGCCAUGGGUUUUAAUCUGAGCCCUCAGGCCAUGAACAUCAUCAUGAAGCGCAACAGCACCAACGGUCGAAUCGGCUUCGACGACUUCAUCACCUGUUGCAUAAGAGUCAGAGCCCUGACAGAUCAGUUCCGGAGGAGAGACACGAGCCACAGUGGACAAGCCAUGUUUCAGUAUGAUGAUUUCAUGCAGGUCACCAUGAGUCUAUGAAGAGGAUCAGACUGAACAAAGGGAACACCGGCCUUUAAAAACCACUCAUUCUAACACCAUGUCAUUUUUUCUAUGUGUAUUUUUUUCGCUUUCAUCAUUGUUGUAUUGUCAGAGGUUAACCUGUCAACAUCACAUUCCAUUUUAAAGAAACUUUCAUUAUAUAUUAAACACAUGUAGGGUAAGUAAAUUUAAGACAUAACCAGCUUUCUGUGACUGUAGUAACCUGAGGCUGUUUCAAUGACAAACCUCCUGCAGUGUACUGAAGGGGAUUAUUAUUAUAACUUUUACAUUUAAAGAGAAACCAAAAAAUCCAAACCACCAUUUGAGUAUAAACAUGUAUGAAAUUAAUAAAUUCACAAACUUGUAACUUCACAAA